AUGACCCCAGCGCAACCGGGAAAAAAUAAAAACCUUGCAUCAGUAACGAAGGAAACCCCUACAGAUUUGGCUGUUGGUCUCCGACCAAGACCACAUCCUGCAGUCCCAAUGGCACAUGGCGAUUUCAAGGGAAUCCCGCCUCCGCCCCCGCCUCCCGGUGAUGCUCCAAUACUAAAUAUCGAACGUGAAGUAUUUAAGCUUCCUCCGAAGAAGCCUAAGGAUCCUAAUGUCCCAGCGAAACCUUUAGCGAAAUUGAACAUGCCUCCACAAGCAGCCAUGUUGGAUGAGCUUAAGCAGCGUUUCGGGAAGAAGGUGCUUAGAAAAUUUGAAGAACCCAAAAGAGAACCGCCUCGAAAGUCACCAACUCUCUUGGAUGAGAUGAAAGCGGAGAUGCCCGGUAAAAUUGCAAAGCUGAAGCCGGUCGGGACUAUCGGCAAUGUCAGUCGAAUGAAAGAAGAUAUAGAGAAAACCAAGUUGAGAGAAGAUGAACAUAAAAAGGCGAGCCCCGCGAGAGCUAGUCCGUGGAUGAAGCCUGUAAAGCCAAAAGAGCCUGUGAUCUCGACGCCUGUAGUCGAAUCACCUAAGAAACCCGGCGCCGACAAAAUGAACCCAAUUCCAAAGCCACAGGGUCGAUUAGAAGCAGUUACCAAGAUUGAUCAGCCAGUCGUAGAAGUUCAAACAAGGCCAGUGAUAACCAGACACCAUUUGGAGGAACCGCCGCAUGCGGACCCAUAUAUUCUAUGGCCAAUUCGGGUUCUCGGACUUUCGCUCAUUCUUUUAGGUCUCCUGAAACUUGAAAUAUAUCUAUGGGUAAUAUCCUGGAACAUACAUAUCUGGAAUCAGCUUGAUGUAUAA
Messenger RNA from Orbilia oligospora ATCC 24927, 855 nucleotides. RefSeq lists its product as uncharacterized. NCBI's taxonomy places the organism in Eukaryota, Fungi, Ascomycota, Orbiliomycetes, Orbiliales, Orbiliaceae. The record is from RefSeq and is a predicted model, not a curated record. Bases 1 to 855 code for a protein of 284 amino acids. The transcript has 2 exons.